Messenger RNA from Aphanomyces astaci, 542 nucleotides. RefSeq lists its product as hypothetical. Bases 35 to 472 code for a protein of 145 amino acids. The transcript has a single exon. The record is from RefSeq and is a predicted model, not a curated record. Lineage: Eukaryota; Oomycota; Saprolegniomycetes; Saprolegniales; Verrucalvaceae.
GGCACCACUUUGAAAUUGAGUGUUUGGGUGCAUAAUGCAGCGCCAUAUCUUGUUUUUGACUAUAGAAACGUGCAUCAUCAUCACUAAAACCAUCCUGAUCACUAGGUCAUUGUUCAAUUCAUUUCCCAUGACCUACCAGCCAUCCACAACAACACCCCACCUCCCCCAAUUACAGGUGGCCCUCCGCCAACAGCGCCGCCAGCUUCGUAUGACUCAAAUCAUUCAAAUGUUUCGAAGGGGACCCCACAGCCACCAGUGGUCACAAAUGAAUGCCCUGGAGCUGGCUGCUUUGGCGAUCAAACUCGAACGACUCGUGUACCGAGGGCUUCCCGACAACAUCGGUCUCUUGUCCGACGACGCGCUCGAAGUGCGCAUGCGGCGAGUAAUCAACCUCAUUUUGAACGCGAGCAAGAAACCAAACUACCAUCCAACUACACCUUCGAACAGCCGAGCCAGCGUCAUGGCGGCAUAACCGACGUCGUCCUCCCUAUUUAUCGAAACUUAAUGCUAUGAAGAAACAAUACAUCGAUUUAGAGUGCUCA